Venturia canescens is the source of this 1020-nucleotide messenger RNA. Its product is annotated as activator of basal transcription 1-like. Lineage: Eukaryota; Metazoa; Arthropoda; Insecta; Hymenoptera; Ichneumonidae. Gene Ontology annotation, cellular component: nucleolus. Gene Ontology annotation, molecular function: RNA binding. Bases 153 to 941 code for a protein of 262 amino acids. Gene Ontology annotation, biological process: endonucleolytic cleavage in 5'-ETS of tricistronic rRNA transcript (SSU-rRNA, 5.8S rRNA, LSU-rRNA); endonucleolytic cleavage to generate mature 5'-end of SSU-rRNA from (SSU-rRNA, 5.8S rRNA, LSU-rRNA); endonucleolytic cleavage in ITS1 to separate SSU-rRNA from 5.8S rRNA and LSU-rRNA from tricistronic rRNA transcript (SSU-rRNA, 5.8S rRNA, LSU-rRNA). The record is from RefSeq and is a predicted model, not a curated record. The transcript is spliced from 3 exons.
UUACUUAGUAACUAGUAUUAGCGUACUGGUUCAAUUUGCAGUUCGAUGGGUUCGAUGUUAAAGCACGUGGAAAAAAUAUUCUUUCAGACGUCAAAUAUUUCCAAAAUUAAUAUUUUCAUUACGAACUUCAUUUGAUUGGAAAACAAUAAACGAUGGUUAGUAAAAAACUCGGGUUAACCAAACGAAAGUUUGAAGAGCAAAAUAUGCUUUCGGAAGACGAGUCUGAAUCGGAAAAUAAUUUGGAUCUGGAAAAUGAUUCGGAUUCGGAAACAGUUUUGGAUUCCGACAAUACAAGUAAAAUUGAACAAAUUAAGCCUCCGCCAACAAAAAUUUUAACCAAAAAGAAAAAACGUGGUAUUAUUUAUUUGUCAACAAUACCAAAAUACAUGAACGUAACCAAGCUUCGGGAACUUAUGUCAACGUAUGGGAAAGUAGGAAGAGUUUAUUUACAACUGGCUGAUACGGAAUCGGAUGCUGUGAAAAAAAAGAAAAAGAGAAAAGUUGCAGCAAGACAUUUUACAGAAGGCUGGGUAGAAUUUGAGAGUAAAAAAGUGGCAAAACAUGUCGCAGUAAUUUUAAAUAAUACGCAAGUAUCGACACAGAAAAAAAGCAAAUUUUAUGAUAUCAUCUGGAACAUUAAAUACUUACCUAGGUUCAAGUGGAUUCAUUUGAGUGAGCGUUUGGCCUACGAAAGGGCAGUUCACAAGCAGAGACUCAAUGCUGAGAUAGCUCAGGCGAAGCGUGAAGUAAACUUCUUCUCCUACAACGUCGAUCGUAGCAAAAAGCUCCGUAAAAAGGAACAAGAAGGAGUACCCUCGAAUUUCAUUGCACCCACAAUUAAACAACGAGACACCGAUAUGGAAAUUAGAAGCAGAAAGAACAAUCAUCAAAAUGAAGAUAGGACAACUUUCCUGAAAUCGUUGUUCAGCACAUCUGGAUGAACUUUUGAACGUUUUUCAUUUAUGUAAAUAAAGUGAUUAAUAUCUUUAAUAUUAAAUCGAUUUUCGAAUUAUUCCAAAA